AUGGCAGCAACGACAGUGCCUACAUGGGUCGCCGAUCUCACCAACCCACCACCGGCCAAGUCCAAGAACGCCGGUAUCCCUGAUCCGCCGGGGUUCGCAUCGCAGGCUGUUGGCAACAAGAAACAAGCAAGCAAGACUCCUGCCAGAACACCGCCCACUCAAGAGGAAACGGAUACGCUUAAGCUCAAGAAGGCUUGGGAAGUUGCUCUGGCACCUGUCAAGCAGCUUCCCAUGACGGCAAUCAUGAUGUACAUGUCGGGCAACUCUUUACAAAUCUUUAGCAUCAUGAUGGUCUUUAUGGCAUUCAAGAACCCCAUCAUGGGAAUACUAGGAACAAAUCAGGCAUUUGAGCGUUUCGAGAGUGAUGGCAACAAGGGGAAAAUGCUGCAAGCAAAGCUUUCUUAUGUGGCAAUGCAAGUCGUAGCACUGGCGUUGGGCAUCUGGAAGGUGAACGCAAUGGGCCUCUUGCCUACUACGAGGUCAGACUGGCUUGCUUGGGAAGCACAACGGGACCCUUUGGAACACGCAGUAGUCGGUCUCUGA
This is a messenger RNA of Pestalotiopsis fici W106-1, 543 nucleotides long. RefSeq lists its product as uncharacterized. NCBI's taxonomy places the organism in Eukaryota, Fungi, Ascomycota, Sordariomycetes, Amphisphaeriales, Sporocadaceae. The transcript is spliced from 3 exons. The record is from RefSeq and is a predicted model, not a curated record. Bases 1 to 543 code for a protein of 180 amino acids. Gene Ontology annotation, biological process: protein folding in endoplasmic reticulum. Gene Ontology annotation, cellular component: EMC complex.